Molecule: messenger RNA, 357 nt
Organism: Juglans microcarpa x Juglans regia
Lineage: Eukaryota; Viridiplantae; Streptophyta; Magnoliopsida; Fagales; Juglandaceae
Product: peroxiredoxin-2-like
Biological process (GO): hydrogen peroxide catabolic process; cellular response to oxidative stress; cell redox homeostasis
Cellular component (GO): cytoplasm
Molecular function (GO): thioredoxin peroxidase activity
Source: RefSeq, a predicted model, not a curated record
AUGGAUGAUAAUGAGUACUUGAAGCAUGUACCGAGGUUCGUUGAGAAAGCAGAGGAGCUAAAAUCAAAGGGCGUUGACGAUAUUCUCUUGAUCAGCGUUAAUGACCCCUUUGUUAUGAAGGCAUGGGCCAAAACUUACCCUCAGAACAAGAUGCAUGUCAAGUUCCUUGCCGAUGGCUCAGCAAAAUACACCCAUGCUCAGCUUGGUCUCGAGGUUGACCUUGCAGAGAAAGGACUUGGCACUCGUGCUAGGAGGUUUGCUCUCUUGGUUGAUGACCUCAAAGUGAAGGUCGCAAACGUUGAAUCUGGGGGUGCAUUCACCGUCUCCAGUGCCGACGAUAUCCUCAAGUCACUUUGA